Messenger RNA from Triplophysa dalaica, 2687 nucleotides. RefSeq names its product neutral cholesterol ester hydrolase 1. Gene Ontology annotation, molecular function: carboxylic ester hydrolase activity. NCBI's taxonomy places the organism in Eukaryota, Metazoa, Chordata, Actinopteri, Cypriniformes, Nemacheilidae. The record is from RefSeq and is a predicted model, not a curated record. Gene Ontology annotation, cellular component: membrane. Bases 105 to 1337 code for a protein of 410 amino acids. The transcript is spliced from 5 exons.
CACUGCUUUCUAUGGUCAGAUGGGCUAUUACUAUUGCAUACAUUUCAUAACUAUGUCAAGGCUGAAACGGGAUCAGCUUUGUUCUCUUUAAAUUAAAUUUAAUCAUGCGAUUAAUUUUGAUCGGGUCGCUUUCACUGUCAAUAGCAGCCGCUUAUUACGUUUAUCUUCCUCUACCCAGCACCAUAUCAGAGCCAUGGAAACUUAUGUUUAUGGAUGCAAUUCUACGUGGUAUAACGAAUUUGAAUUUUUUAGCUCACAAUCUUGGACUGAGUGGCCCCUUUGAUCUCCUGAGAUAUGCCGCAUCAUGGGAUGUGAUAUGGGGCCCAAAGUCAACCCUUAAAAUCCGGGUCACAGAUGCUUCAUUCUCUGGAGUCCAGGCACAAGUAUUUCAGCCCACUUUAUCAAGCCUGCAGCAGCAUUUAAAAAGAGGAGUAGUUUAUUUCCAUGGAGGUGGAUGGACGCUCGGCAGUGGAAAGAUGCAAACAUAUUUUCUUCAAUGCAGAACUAUGGCUGAAGAGCUGGAUGCAGUUGUAAUAUCUAUUGAGUACCGUCUAGCCCCAGAGGCACGUUUCCCAGCUCAGUACAAUGAUGCUCUCGAGGCCUCCAAACGUAUCCUGACAGCGGAGGUGCUGGAUCAGUACUCUAUUGACCCAGAGAGAGUGGCCGUGUCAGGUGACAGCGCUGGGGCCAACCUAGCCGCUGCUGUUGCGCAACGGAUGGCAUUGGACAACAGCAUUCCUAUUAAGUUCAAAGUUCAGGCUCUUCUAUACCCCGUUCUACAGGCUCUGGACUUUAACACGCCAUCUUACCAGCAGAAUGGAAACAUUCCUAUUCUCCACCGUCCACUCAUGGCUCGCUUUUGGCUGGAGUACCUCAACGGAGAUCCUACACUUGUUCCUUCUUUGCUGGCAAACAACCACACAGCUCUGAAUCAGGGCCGGGAGAUAGCAGCAGCCAAAGCUAAGAUCAACUGGACCCGGCUUCUUCCGGUGGCCGUUCAGAAGAACUUUAAGCCUGUGGUUCCGCUGCAAGGUGACCCAAAGCUUGUGGAGAUGCUGCCAGGUCUGCUGGAUGUGAGAGCUUCUCCUUUAUUAGCUGAGCUGGACGUGUUGAAGGCUGUGCCUCCUGCUUACAUCUUGACCUGUGAACACGAUGUUCUGAGAGACGAGGGACUGAUGUACGGCAGGCGACUGGAGGAGGCUGGAGUCGCCGUCAGCAUUGAUCACUAUGAAGAUGGUUUCCACGGAUGCACAAGCUUUGCUUUCGGACCCUUCAGAUUCUCUGUGGGAUUCCGGAGUUUUGGAAACUACAUCCAAUGGCUAAUUAAAAACCUCUAGCGGUUCUUUUUGGCACAUAUAAUAGGAGAUAUAAUAUGAGACAGAUUCAAUAGAUUUCUAUUUUUAUGUAAAAUUUAUUUUGAUUUUAAACCAUUUUGAAUGAAAGCUUUUAUGCAACGAUUCAAUGCAACAGAGUAUUUGUGAAAACUGAAUGGAAAUAAGCACAAUGAUUUUCAAUGCAACUGAAAUAUUACAUCUUUACCUCUGAAUUUAAAUAGUUAACAAUAUACUAUUGUUUUAAGUGGGAUACUACUACUUUGUUUUAUAUGGGUAAUGCCAUAAAAUGCAGGAUAAUCCAGAUAAUGCAAAAGAUGCUUCUGUGUUGACAGAAUUUUAUCCAGAUAAGGUGGACGGGGCUUUACCAAACUAAAGAGUAUUUUAUUGAACUAAACAUUGGACAUUCCUAUGCGUGCAAAAUGCAUACACAUUUUAUGAAAAUUACAUUUUGUAUGUGCAUACUUGGUCAAAUAUAGUUUUGACAACUUUUAGAAGUAUACAGUACUAUAUAAUGUUGACAAAACACCAAGUUGGCUGCAACGUGGUUUGAAAAAAGUAAAACAUCUUUAAACUAAAAGAGACUUUAAAACGCUUAAUCAUUACGUUUUAUGGUAUCAUUUUUCUAAUGUCUUCAACUGUCUGUAAGCAGAUGAGAAAACAAGAUGCUUCUCGUUUCAUUCAUUCAGGAUUUGCAUUGAUAACCCAUUUGGUCACCCAUAUGUGCAUUUUAAUGCAACUACACACACUGAUUUCCAUGUUGUUUGGUGACAUUCCAUAGACUUCCGUCGAUUUUAUAUCAGGAUUAUGAUACAUUCUAUCCCCUAACCCGACACCUAAAUCUAAUAGUCACACUUCUGCAUUUUUUCCCAAUAAAUAUCAUUCUGUAUUAUUUAUAAGCUGUAUUCCCUCAUGGGGACCUGAAAAAUGUGAUGAAAACCAGUACACACACAUACACACAUUGUGCGGACUGCCCUAGUUUUCUCCAGCUGCAUCUAGGCAUGACGUCUCCACAGAUGUGCAUUACAAUUCCUCAAAGAGGAGCAGUGGUUUUGAAUGAGAAAUAGGAAUAAAUGUAUAAUACAUGCCUUUAUUUGAGUGAAUAAUCAUUGUUUAAAGAUCAUUUGAAGUAUUGCUGAUUUAUUUGAGUUUUUGUUGGUCUCCUCAAUGAUUGUGUUUAGCUGAUUUUCACUCUAAUCUACACACAAAAUAAGAAACAACUUUCUGCUCCUCUUAUUUUACCACUCUUUUAACUUUGUUAGCACUUUUAUGAUGAAUUGUGAACUUGGUUUUGAACAAAGCAUGAUACAUAACUGAAUGUAAAUGUACAUUCAAUAAAAUUAAAUAUUUCAAACA